Carlito syrichta (Philippine tarsier) is the source of this 3282-nucleotide messenger RNA. RefSeq names its product complement C3d receptor 2 (gene CR2). The coding region runs from base 1 to 3282 and encodes 1093 amino acids. The transcript is spliced from 19 exons. The record is from RefSeq and is a predicted model, not a curated record. Lineage: Eukaryota; Metazoa; Chordata; Mammalia; Primates; Tarsiidae.
AUGGGCGCCUCGUGCCUGCCCUGGGCUUUCUUGGCUCUCGUCGCGCCGGGGGUCUUCGGAAUUUCUUGUGACCCUCCUCCUCGUAUCCAGAAUGGUUGGAGUAGUCAUCAUUCCAACCCCAUACCUCCUGGUACUGUGAUAAGGUACACUUGUUUAUCUGCGUUCCGCCUCAUCGGAGAAAAAACUAUUAUUUGUAUAGAUAAAGACAAAGUGAAAGGAAUCUGGAAUAAAGCUGCUCCUAUAUGUGAAUAUUACAAUAAAUAUUCUACUUGCUCUGAGCCUACAGUACCAGGAGGAUACAAAAUUAAAGGCUCUAGACCAUCAUACAGACAUGGUGAUUUUGUGACAUUCACUUGUAAAACUAACUUCACCAUGAAAGGAAACAAAUCUGUUUGGUGCCAAGCAAAUGGAUUGUGGGGGCCAACACAACUACCAACCUGUGAGAGUGAUUUCCCUCUGCAGUGUCCACCACUUCCCAGGAUCCCAAAUGGCCAUCAUACUGGUGAGAAUGUUGGUUCCAUUUCCCCAAGAAUGUCUGUGACUUACAGCUGUGAACCUGGUUACUUGCUUCUUGGAGAAAAAACCAUUACAUGUUUGACUUCGGGAGCUUGGAGUGCUGUCACUCCCACAUGUAAAGAGGCAUAUUGUAAACUUCCAGAACUUCCCAAUGGACGGGUAAAGACGCCUCCAAGUCUUCAGGUUAAUGUAACUGUAAACUUUGUCUGUGAUGAAGGGUAUCAAUUACAAGGCCAGCCUUCUAGUAAGUGUGUAAUUGUUGAACAGCAAGCUGUUUGGACCAAAAUGCCAGUAUGUAAAGAAAUUCUUUGCCCAUCACCUCCUUUUAUUCUCAAUGGAAGACAUACAGGCAACUCUUUAGAGAAUUUUCCAUAUGGAAGCACAGUCACUUACACUUGUGACCCAGACCCAGAAGAAGGAGUGAGCUUCAUCCUUACUGGGGAGAAAACUAUCCAUUGUACAGCUGAUAGCCAGAAGAAUGGAAUCUGGAGUGGCCUUGUCCCACGCUGUGAACUUUCUACUUCUGCAGUUCAGUGUCCUCAUCCCCAGAUCCAAAGAGGCCAAAUGACAUCUGUGCCAAAAGAUCUAUAUAUUUAUAAUGAUACUGUGGCAUUUGCUUGCAUGUCUGGCUUCACCUUGAAGGGCAGCAAGCACAUCCGAUGUAAUGCCCAGGGCACAUGGGAGCCAUCGGUACCAGUCUGUGAAAAAGAAUGCCAAGCCCCUCCUAAAAUCCUCAAUGGGAAAAAGGAAGAUAGUCACCUGGUCCACUUCGACCCUGGGACAUCCAUAAAAUAUAGCUGUGAUCCUGGCUAUGUGCUGGUGGGAGAAGAAUCCAUACAUUGUACCUCUGAGGGAACGUGGAUACCCACUACCCCCCAGUGCAAAGUGGCGGAGUGUGAACCUAUAGGAAGGCAACUCUUUACAAAACCCCAGUAUCAAAUUAUUAGACCAGAUGUUAACUCCUCUUGCGAGGACGGGUACCGGUUAAGUGAGAGUGUUUAUCAGCUGUGUAAAGGCAUAGUUCCUUGGUAUAUGGAAAUUCGUCUUUGUAAAGAAAUCACCUGCCCACCACCCCCUGUUAUCUACAAUGGGACACACACAGGGAGUUCUUCAAAAGACUUUCCAUAUGGAAUCACAGUCACAUACACAUGUAACACCGGGCCAGAAAAAGAAGUGGAAUUUAGCCUCAUUGGAGAGAGCACCAUCCGCUGUAUAAGCAACGAUCAAAAGACAGGCACCUGGAGUGGCCGUGCUCCCCUCUGUAAACUUUCCCUCCCUGCUGUCCAGUGCUCACAUGCCUAUGUUGCAAAUGGAUACAAGAUAUCUGGCAAGGAAGCCCCGUAUUCCUACAAUGACAGUGUGACAUUCAAGUGUAAUAAUGGAUUUACUUUGAAGGGCAGUAGUCAGAUUCGUUGCAAAGCCAAUAACACCUGGGAUCCAGAAAUACCAGUGUGUGAAAAAGGCUGCCAGCUGCCUCCUGAGCUCCAUCAUGGUCGGCAUACAGGUGGAAAUACAGUUCUCUUUGUCUCUGGGAUGACUGUAGACUACACUUGUGACCCCGGCUACGUGCUUGUGGGAAGCAAAUCCAUUCAGUGUAUGCCCUCAGGAAAUUGGAGUCCUUCUGCCCCACGGUGUGAAGAAACAUGUCAGCCUGUGAGAGAGGAUCUUCAAGAACUUCCAGUUGGUUCACGUGUGGGACUAGUUAAUACGUCCUGUCAAGAGGGGUACCAGUUGACUGGAUAUGCUUAUCAGAAGUGUCAAGAUGCUGAGAAUGGAGUUUGGUUCCAAAAUAUUUCACUUUGUAAAGUUAUUCACUGUCAACCUCCACCAGUAAUUGGCAAUGGGAGGCACACCAGCAUAACAGCAGGACACUUUCAAUAUGGACAUGAAGUCUCUUAUGAAUGUGAGCAAGGAUUCUAUCUUCUGGGAGAGAAAAGGUUAUGGUGCAGAAGUGACUCUAAAGGACAUGGAUCUUGGAGUGGACCUCCCCCACAGUGCUUACCAUCUCCUCCUGUGACUCAGUGCCCUGACCCAGAAGUCAGACAUGGGUACAAGCUCAAUAAAACAUAUCCUGCUUAUUCCCACAAUGACAUAGUAUAUGUCACCUGCAAUCCGGGCUUCAUCAUGAAUGGCAGUCACUUGAUUAGGUGUCAUACCGAUAACACAUGGGUGCCAGGUGUACCAACUUGUAUCAGAAAGGCUUUCUUAGGGUGUCAGCCUCCAUCUAAGACCCCCAAUGGGAAUCAUACUGGUGGAAACAUAUCUCGGUUUUCCCCUGGAAUGUCAAUCCUGUACAGCUGUGACCAAGGCUACCUGCUAGUGGGAGAAGCACUCCUUCUUUGCACGUAUGAGGGAACCUGGAGCCAACCUGCCCCUCAUUGUAAAGAGGUCAACUGUAGCUCUCCAGCAGAUAUGAAUGGAAUCCACAAGGGGAUGGAGCCCAGAAAAAUGUAUCAGUAUGGAGCUAUUGUAACUCUGGAGUGUGAAGAGGGCUAUACCCUGGAAGGCAGUCCUCAGAGCCAGUGCCAGGCCAAUCACCAGUGGAACCCUCCCCUGGCUGUUUGCAGAUCCCGCCUACUCACUCCCCUUGUUUGUGGUAUUUCUGCAGGUUCAGUACUUCUUAUCUUCUUGACUGGUGUCACCCUUUACAUGAUAUUAAAACACAGAGAACGCAAUUAUUAUACAAAUACAAGACCUAAAGAAGGAUCUCUUCACUUAGAAACUCGAGAAGUAUAUUCUAUUGAUCCAUACAACCCAGCAAGCUAG